Messenger RNA from Parnassius mnemosyne (clouded apollo), 2301 nucleotides. The record is from the annotation of a GenBank genome assembly. Lineage: Eukaryota; Metazoa; Arthropoda; Insecta; Lepidoptera; Papilionidae.
AGAAUAAUUGUUAAUGUGCUGUACCUAUUGUGGUUCUGUCAUUUAACGCUUUGUUUUGCUUUAUGUAUGAUCUAUUAGUUAAAGCUAUUUUACGAAUAUUUUUUAAAGUUUUAAUUGAAAAUGAGUGAUAAUGAGUGUGACAAUAACGACGGGCCACCUACGCCGAAAAAAAAAGGUAAAAAGUAAACACAUAAAACAAAAGUACAGAAAGCAGUGGGAAAGUGAUGAAACGUUUAAGAAUUGGAUUGUCCCUGUCAGUGAUGACCCCUACAAGGCAAAAUGUACAGUGUGUGAUGUCAAACUUUCUUGCGAAAUUUCAACUUUAAAACGUCAUGUUUUAAACACUCAACACGUAAGAAGAGCAUCAGCGAGCUCUUCUGCAAAAGACGUUAGCACUUAUUUUCAGAAUCGACAAACCGAUCAAAAUAGGAAAGUAAUGGAAGCCGAAAUAAAACUUAGUGCAUUCGUCGCAGAGCACAACAUAUCAUUUAUGGCUAUGGAUCAUUUAUCAGAGUUGCUAAAAUCGUGUUUUCCAGACUCCAGAAUUGCUUCCGAGAUUGCCAUAAAACGAAAAAAAUGCACAUCUACGGUAAAAAAUGUUGUUGGUGAUUUCCAAAAAGAUUAUUUGGACAACAUUAUUAAAAAUAAUAAAUUCAGCGUACUGGUAGAUGAAUCAACGGAUAUUUCAGCCACAAAAACAAUGUGCAUUAUUAUCCGUUAUUUUGAUGACCAGCAAAAAAAGGUCAUGUCUUCACUAUGGGAACUGGCACCUUUAUUUGAGGCAGGCGAUUUUACGAUGGCAGCAGAGGGAGCUACAGCAGAAGCCAUGUAUGAUCUCAUUAUAAAGAAAUUUAGUGAUAGAGGGAUCCCAUUAGAAAAUAUUAUAGGAUUCGCGUCAGACGGCUGCAACGUUAUGAUGGGAUCACAAAAUUCAGUAGCUAGCCGUUUGCGAGAAAAUCUGCCAGGUAUAUUUAUUUUUAAAUGUAUAUGCCAUUCUAUGCAUUUGUGUGCCAGUGAGGCAUGCAAAAAAUUACCAAGACGUUGCGAAGAUUUGGCGCGAAACAUUUACGGUUUUUUCAAACUGAGUUCCAAACGCCAAGCCCAAUAUUUGGAAUUUCAAGUUUUUACUAACUCAAAAAUCCACAAGAUUUUACAUCCAUCGCAAACUCGGUGGCUUUCCCUGCUAUCAGUUGUGAACAGGUUGCUUGAACAGUGGAACAGCCUUAAAUUGUUUUUCACGCAGAAAUGGCUCGAAGAAAAAACUGUAGCUGCAGAAUUAAUUUACCGUGAGCUGCAUGACGAUUUUAUUAAGCUUUACUUAUUAUUUCUGCAGUGGAUAUUACCAAAAUUUAUUAAACUCAACGAGUACUUUCAAAGCGCAGACUCAAAAUUGGUAGAACUGGAUGAACACAUAAGAUUAAUGUACAAAGAAUUAUUAAUGUGUUAUAUGCAAAGGGAUUAUGUUCAACAAAAUGUGAUCAGCUCAAUUGCCCCAGAAGAUACGCGAUAUUUUCUCCCAGAAAUGUAUUUGGGGGUAAAAAUUAUGAUAGAAACGCAAAAACCAGAUAUAUCAACAAAAAAAGAAGAAUUAAAAGAGUUUUACUCUCGCUGCAGAGAUUUCCUCAUCACAGGCUGCAAAGAAAUUAAAAAAAGAUACGACUUCUCUGACGAUUUACUUCAACUUUUAAAAUAUUUAUCACCUGAAGAAGCAGCUAGUAAUCAAACAAGAAAUGUUUGUCCAUCCAUUUUACCGCUUAUGCAAAAAUUGCCACGAAUCGUCAAUAAUGCCGACGAUUUCCAAAAAAUUGAUGAUGAAUGGAGAAUACUACCAGUGGUAAACAAAUUACCAUUAUAUGAAAUUAGCUCACAGAAAACCGAUGAGUUUUGGAUUAAAAUCCGUGAUGGAACAGAACUAAAAACAUUAGCAUCUUUUGCUCUAAAUGUUUUAUGUCUGCCAUACUCGAACGCAGACUGCGAACGUAUCUUCAGUGAAGUAAAUAAUAUGAAAACGAGACUUCGAAAUAAAUUAAUAACUUCAACUAUUAAUGGAACUCUUCUAGCCAGACAAGCAAUCCGUAAUCACGGUAAUUGUACAAAUUUUCAAGUGCCAAGCGAAAUGAUUCGUAAAAUGAAAGAUAAAAAAAAGGAUGACCUAAAUGCGACAGAAUCAGAAGUACUGGAAACUAUUCAAAACCUAUAUGGUGAAGAAUAAAAUUAGUCCAACUGUAUUACACACUUAUUUAUUACGGAAACAACAUUUCAUGUUUUUUUUUUAAAUUUAACCUUCUAAAUAAAUAUUUG